This is a messenger RNA of Tachysurus fulvidraco (yellow catfish), 2315 nucleotides long. RefSeq lists its product as uncharacterized. Lineage: Eukaryota; Metazoa; Chordata; Actinopteri; Siluriformes; Bagridae. The record is from RefSeq and is a predicted model, not a curated record. The coding region runs from base 277 to 1728 and encodes 483 amino acids. The transcript is spliced from 2 exons.
UUGUGUGUGGCAGUGGCUCUCUGACUGUUGCAGCUUGCACCUCCAACAGUGACUGUUCUGCCUCUGUUAGAGGCUGUGUGUAAUUUGUGAUGGAUAUUUGAAUUUAUAUUUCUUUUCUUUUCUUUUGUGGUUGUUUGAUGUUCAAUGUGCUUUUCGUGUUCUAUUCACCUUUGCCUGCUGCUUGUCUGUAAUAUGUAUAGGAGGACUUUUAUUUUGACGUGUCUCUGCGAGUGCGGCAUGUUGGGUAACCAGGUAGCAUCGAGCAUGGUGUAGUGUAUGCUGGGUGUAUGUUUGUGUUGCAUCCGCAUUGAUCCUUCUUCAAAAUGCUACAGAAGCACCGGUUUUUUACACGGUUCAUUGACCUGUGAGUUUGCCUGUAACUACAAGCUAUCACUAAAGGAGCAAGGUGCUCAUUUCCUGGCUCUUGAACAGAGUUUGGCUUGCUGUUUAUUUAUAUUAACGCUUGAUAGCAAAACAUAUAAAGAGAACAGUAUAGUAAAAAACCGUAGUAGAAACAGAAAAGUCAUGGAUCAACAGACACCAGAAGGAUAUACAGAUGCAAGCAUGGCAACUGAUGCAAACAGUGUAAAUGAAAAGGCACCUUCAGAGGUCAGAUCAAAAUGCACAUCAUCCAGCUCUCAAUCUUCAGUCGUUUGCGCUGCCGUUAAAGCUAGAGCCUCAGCAGAAGCUGCACGUGCUAAGAUGGCAUUUGCACAAAAACAACUAGAAAUGAGAAAAGUAAAAGCCAGGCUGGAACAGGAAAGAGCUAUGGUGGAAGCAAAUCUUGAAGCAUUGGAAAUGGAAAAAGAAGCUGCUGCUGCUAUAGCAGAAGCUGAUACGUUGGAAAGUGAUGAUAGUCGUAGUAGAAAGAGCACACUCUCAUCACACGUGAUUUCAAGACGAACAAGGGAAUAUGUAGGACAUCAGACCCUAGUGAGCUCUGAGUUUACCACUUUACCUCUUAAUUUGUCAUCCUGCUUAAAAGAAUCGACUCCAGAUUUGAUCAAAAGGUCUCAGAACGUGAGCGCUGAAGGUGACAGCGACCUUAAUGCAGUUCAAGAAUGGAGUCGAAUAAGUGAUGGUGAACGUCUGCAGAACACAAGACGUCCAGAUUAUCAAUACGCUCUACCUCAAUCCAUUCCAAAUGCAGCAUCUAAAGUAUCUCCAGGCCAAAAUCGUGAUCCACAAGAGUGUACGGUCCAUACAGAUGUGCAGCAUUCCUCUCAAAGCCAAGCAACGCCUAUGUUGGACAUUGCAAGAUUCUUAGCACGUAGAGAACUAGUUGCAACAGGGCUUACCAAGUUUGAUGACAAUCCAGAAAACUUUAAGGCUUGGGAGUCUUCAUUUGUUAAUGUUACACAAGAUUUACAGCUCUCAGCCAACGAAAAGUUAGAUUUGUUAAUCAAAUGGCUAGGAAAGGAAUCGUCAGAGCAUGUAAAAAGAAUACGAGCCGUUUAUGUUACAGAUCUUCAAGCUGCUCUUCAGAUGUCUUGGAUGAGACUUCAAGAAUGUUACGCUACUCCAGAGGUAAUUGAAAGUGCCUUAUUUAAGCGAUUGGACAACUUUCCACGUUUGUCUCCAAAAGAUAAUGUGAAACUCAGGGAGCUUGCAGAUUUGCUCACAGAAAUACUUGUCGCUAAAGGAGAUGCAUAUUUACCUGGACUGGCUUAUCUUGAUACCCCUCGUGGUAUUAAUCCUAUUGUAGAGAAGUUGCCAGCAAAUCUAUAAGAAAAGUGGUUAUUUGCAGGUUUACGAUUCAAAGAUGAAAACCGGGUCAGUUUUCCCCCAUUCUCAUUCUUUACCCAUUUCAUUUGUAGUGAAGCUAAAGCUAGGAAUGACCCUAGUUUCAAGCUCUCGAGUAGUGCCCAUACUGUCAUUAAAAAUGAAAGACCCCUGUAUAGACAUGGUGAUAGCAGAGUCCAUGUUUCAGUGCAUAAAGCAGAUGUAUACACAGAACCUGGAGAAGACUCUACAAAUGUGAAGGAGACAAGUAAGAGAGACCUGACAAAGAGCUGCCCUCUCCAUAACAAACCACAUCCUCUGUCAAAAUGUAGAACCUUUUAGAAAAAUGAUGUUGACUGAGCGCAGGAAUGUUCUAAAAGAACACAGAAGAUGUUUCAGGUGUUGCUCUCCAAGUCAUAUGGCCAAAGACUGUCUUCUGAUCUUAAAAUGUGUAGACUGCGAUUCCGAUAAACAUUGUACUGCCAUGCAUCCUGAUCUAGCUCUGCCUUUCUCCACACCUGCAAAGCAAGAACUGCAUACAACACAACAGGACAAAGUUACAACAGAGGUAACUUCAAGGUGUACAGAAGUUU